Messenger RNA from Plenodomus lingam JN3, 1155 nucleotides. NCBI's taxonomy places the organism in Eukaryota, Fungi, Ascomycota, Dothideomycetes, Pleosporales, Leptosphaeriaceae. The record is from RefSeq and is a predicted model, not a curated record.
AUGAGCCGAGGAUACCGUACCCGUCGUAUGGCUGUUGAUUACCAGACUCCUCUGGUAACCAACGUCAAGAAUGCCAAGCUUUUGAUUGAGGCCAUUGCCCGCCACUACGAUAUGGAAAUCAGCAAGGUUGACUUCCAAGAGUUCGCUGCUGCGCCGGGAUCUCACGACCAGCAGUCUUCCGACAUAUCUCGAUUGGGUGCUUCUCUUUCUUUGUCACAGCUCCUGGCCAGAUCGCCGUUCAAGAGCAAGCACAUCACCUCGGUCAAGCAGUUUUCGCGUGCCGAUCUCCAUCUGUUGUUUACAAUUGCUCAAGAGAUGCGUCUCGGUGCUCAGCGACAAGGGUGUCUUGAUGUCCUCAAGGGCCGUGUGCUUUGCACUGUGUUUUGUGAGCCAUCCACAAGGACUUCUGCGUCAUUCGAUGCCGCAAUGAAACGCCUGGGCGGCGAGGUCAUCGUCAUCAACGAGUCCGUCUCUUCCACGCAGAAGGGUGAGUCUAUUGCCGAUACCAUACGCACUCUCGGAUCCUAUGGCGACGCCAUCGUUCUCCGUCAUCCCCAAGAGGAGGCUAUCGACAUCGCCACCAAGUUCUCCGACGUCCCCGUCAUCAACGCUGGAAAUGGAAGUCGCGAGCAUCCAACCCAGGCCAUUCUGGACAUCUUCACCAUUCGUGAGGAGCUUGGAACUGUGAAUGGUCUCAACAUCACUUUCGUCGGUGAUCUCAAGUACGGCCGUACUGUGCACUCACUCUGCGAACUUCUCUCCCACUACGAUGUCACCAUCAACCUCGUCUCGCCGGCUUCGUUGCCCAUGCCCUCUGGCGUUCGCGAUGCACUCAAGGCUCGCGGCCAGCUGAACAUCAUCUCCACCGAACUCACAUCCGAGAUUGUUGCUUCCUCGGACGUCCUGUACUGCACUCGCGUACAAAAGGAACGCUUCCCUGACCUCCCGACAUAUGAAGCCGUCAAGGACUCCUUCGUCAUUGACAAUAAGAUUCUCAAAGGCGCAAAGGCAAACAUGAUUGUCAUGCACCCAUUGCCUAGGAACAAUGAGAUCCAUGAGGAGGUGGACUUUGAUCCCCGGGCGGCCUACUUUAGACAGAUGAAAUAUGGCCUAUACACGCGCAUGGCUCUGCUCGCCAUGGUCAUGGCACCUUGA